Molecule: messenger RNA, 687 nt
Organism: Cladocopium goreaui
Lineage: Eukaryota; Dinophyceae; Suessiales; Symbiodiniaceae
Source: the annotation of a GenBank genome assembly
AUGAAGAACGAGAUGCCAAGUUCCAAAGUGGGUCGAUUUUUCCGGUGCCACCAAAAGCAGGUGAUUCCGCAGUUGGUGCGCAACGCCUGGGGUGUGCAACAACGCUUGCUGGAAAAUCAUGUCUUGGCGGAAGAGAGGUGCUUGGCGCUGCGUUGGAACCAGUGGCAAGAGGACACCUUCUAUGUUGCUGUAACCAACGUGUGGCGUCGUGCGCUGGAAAGCUAUCACCUUUGGGUAGGUCAGCCGCGUGAUGCGCGGAAGGAUGUGGUGGUCAUGUUCCAAGAGACGCUCUUGUUCUACACCUUGCAGGCUGUUGCAGAGCAGGUCAUGCACUGUCCCGAGAUCAUGAAUACGUUCUUUCAUUUGCUCAUCUCGGAAGAAACUGGAAAUAUCCUGCGAUAUGAUUUGCUGUGCAAAAUCAUUGACGAGUACAUCCACAACAGCGACCCCUUUUACACUCGUGGUUUGACCUUGGAUGACAUCAACGAUUCCGUGCCUCGUCGACUGGGGAAGACCACCUUGGAACAGCUGGAGAGGAAAUUGAAGUAUUGUACCUACAAGGGUUUCUUCAUGUCCAAGAUGUAUCCAGCGUGGCAUUGCUGCUGGGAUCAAACUGACCAUGGACUUUCGCCCGGCCUUCGAGCUGAAGGGUCGGACACAGGGAGGGUGGGAGCUGAGUUUGGAUGA